AUGCCUUCUUCUGCGCCGCAAGAUGAUCUCUCAGUUGGAGAUGUUUUUACUCCGCAGGCUGACAGCGCGCAGCCCUCCGCCGUCGACAUCUUGACCAAUCACCGCGUCCCGGAUGUCCACAUGGGAGACGACCAGCUGUCGCCGCGCAAGCAGAUGGCCAAUUACAGGGCCAAUGGGGAUAAUCUGAUGCAACCCCCGGCGUUUCAUCCGACCCUGUUGUCCGGCAAGCAGCGGCGCAAGACUAAGAAGAAGAAGCAAGCCACGCAGGCGGAUCCAGCAUUGUCGACGGUCCGCGGUUUCACGCCACUAGCCUCCGCGGACGAGGACUCCGAUUUCUCCACGACUAGCUCCCGCACUGCCGAGUCUCGUCCGGUGACCUCCAAGGGUGGAGCGAGCCCGCGGGCUCAGCCCCACAGCCACGGAGUGAGCGCCUUGAAGCUCCAGCUUGACUCGCUGAGUCUUUCUGGGAAGCCUACUGCAGGCACCGGCGGCUUUUGCUCGGAAACUCCCAGUAACGCAAGCGUGUACUCCGAUAGCGACCAGACUGAGAUUUUGACCAGCUAUGAAGUGUCGCUGGAGCAUGACUUUGUCAGUACAGAUGCCACAAAAGAGGAGGGACCUGUCAGUACGAGCCCAGCCGCAGCUGGAAAUGGAGUCGAUAUGCGGAACCUGCUCUGCCGGAAGAUGACCGCAGAAGAUUUCGAGCCUCUGCUUUGCCUUGGCAAGGGUUCAUUCGGAACUGUCUUGUUGGUUCGUCACGUGGUCACUGGUAAGCUUUAUGCCCAGAAGCAAUUUAAGAAGGCCUCGAUCACCGUCCACAAGAAACUCGUGGAGCAAACCAAGACGGAGCGCAUGAUAUUAGAGAGUGUCAACCGCCACCCGUUCGUGGUGAAGUUGUUCUAUGCGUUCCAGGAUCACGAGAAGCUCUACCUGAUUUUGGAGUACGCCCAGGGCGGCGAGCUGUUUACUCAUCUUGCUAUGGAGCGUAUGUUCCAAGAGGAUGCCGCGGCGUUUUACAUGGCCGAAAUGGUCCUCGCCUUGGAGCACCUCCACCAGAACGUCGGCGUCCUCUACCGCGACCUCAAGCCAGAGAACUGCCUCCUUGAUCAUGACGGCCACCUUCUCCUCACCGACUUUGGCCUGAGCAAGAUCGCGGUGAGCGACGAUGAGCGCUGUAACUCCUCCCUGGGCACAAUCGAGUACAUGGCCCCCGAAGUCGUUCAGGGCAAACCGUACGGCAAAGCAUGCGACUGGUGGUCCCUGGGCGCAUUGGGCUUCGACCUUCUCACCGGUUCCCCUCCCUUCCGUGCUAACAAUCACGCUAAACUGCAAGAGAAGAUCGUUAAGCAAAAGCUCGUUCUGCCUUACUACCUUGGCCCAGACGCAAAGGACCUACUUAUCCGACUACUCCGGAAAGAUCCCACGAAGCGACUCGGUUACCACAUGCCUAAGGACCUGCUGACUAUCAAAAAGCAUCGGUUCUUCCGCAAGAUUGACUGGGCAGCUCUCGAGCGUCGCGAACUCGAACCACCAAUUCAACCUGUCGUCACGGAUCCCGCUCUGGCCGAGAACUUCUCUGCUGAUUUCACUCAGAUCCCACUCAGUCCGACAGGGACUGGCGGGUUUGACGACCUGUAUGCGGAGAGUCGGUCUCGAUUCUCGUCGAGUUUUGCGGGCCAGACGGCUGGUGACGGUGAUCCGUUUGGUGGAUUCAGCUUUGUGGCGUCGAGUAGCUUGCUGGAUCAUGGGCUUGGGGUGAUGGCGACAUGA
This is a messenger RNA of Penicillium brasilianum, 1770 nucleotides long. The record is from the annotation of a GenBank genome assembly. Lineage: Eukaryota; Fungi; Ascomycota; Eurotiomycetes; Eurotiales; Aspergillaceae.